UUCAAGCACCGCGUCUUACUGGACACGUGUUGUGCUCUCGACGAUUCCGCGUCCUUUUCUCUCUCUCUCGAGACACAAGUCUCUUCUGAUUCUCUCUCGACGACUCCGCCGAACCCCAUCUCUCUCGAGUGAACCGAUCUCCCCUCGACGCCUCCGUGAUCAAUCGGCGGUGAUCUCUCCCCGUCUCUCUCGAUUUUGUUGACGCCUCCGUGUCCUUUUCUCUCUCUCUCUCUCUCUCUCUCUCUCUCUCUCUCGAGACACAAGUCUCUUCUGAUUCUCUCUCGACGACUCCGCCGAACCCAUCUCUCUCGAGGAAACCGAUCUCCCCUCGACGCCUCCGUGAUCAAUCGACGGUGAUCUCAAUCGUUGAUGAAAGCGGUUCGUCUCCCGGUGUCUCGCGGUGUCGAUCUCCUUGAAUCUGUUGGCGUCUCGCGGUGUCGAUCUCCUCGAGGAUGAAAAGGCUACAUCUCUCUCUCAACGGCUCACCGCAACGAAGAAUCACUUCAAACCUCUCUCGCGGCUGGAGCUCUCCUCUUCGAAAUCAAAGAAAGGUAAAGCUAUGCAUGUGUUUGUUUCUUAGUUUAUUGUGUUCAUUCCAGCCUUAUGAUUUGUGUCUGUGUUUGUUUCUCCAGAUGGACGGAGCAAGAGACGAAGGUUCGUCAAACAAGACAACUACAAUGAAGCGUUGAUUCUCGUCUGCGAUACAGGUAAAACUUCAACACGAUUUUAUCUGUCAAAUGCAUUGAAACUUUGAUAAAAAGCUUUGGUUAUAUUCGUAGCUCGUUUAUAAUUGAGUUGAGAUGGUAUGAAAUUGAAUGGAGAUAGUAUAAACUGAAUCGAGUGUCACGAAUGGUUCUUGUCUUAGUUGUUUAAGAGUUCUAUUAUAUGAUUUUGGUUCUGGUCUGAAUUGAAUCGACUCUCCUAAAUUUUGUUUUGUUUCUGUUUGUCAUGAAUGGUCCUUUGUCUGUUUUUUAAAAACUUUGUCUCUGUUUCCUGAAUUGUUUUUUUUCUUGUGUGUUUGUCUGUUGAGUUGCAUGGAUCAAGGUGGAUGAAGAAGAAUCGGCAAAGCAGAGGAUUGCAUUUAGUGGAGCAAUACAGGUACAUUUCUUUCUCAUCUUUUAACCGUUCAUUUAAAGGUUUAUGGUUGAGUUAGGUAGUAAAUGUUUUGGUCAGUUGGAAUUGAUGUUGGUAAUUAAUAGAAGUGAGGUUGAACUGAGAAAAGGAUUGCGUGUUGUUGAGUUAGGUAGUUUUGAGUCUUGAUUUGAUUUCCAUCUUUAAAACUCUGCCAUUGUUUAAGAGUUCAAAUUUAAAACUUUGGGUGUGAAAAAGAAAUGAAUUGUCAUUAAUAAAUUACUUGCUUUGUGGUUGAUUAUGGUUGUGAGCUGGUAAUUAAUAGCAGUUAGAUAUGAGUCAAGUCAAAUUUGUUCAAUGUGAGUGUUCAAUGCGAGUGUGUUGUUUCUCUCUUCCCUCUUUAAAACUCUUUCUUUCUCUUCCAACUCCAACAGAUUCCUAUCUGUUGUUUAUUUUUUCCAUCAUUGAAACGCUUCUGUUCCAACUCCUCUUUCACUUAAGAAAUGGAUUUUCAUCCAUUUACCGAGUCUGCAAACUUUGUUGAUUUACUUAACAGUCAGCAAAGUGUUUCUUCAACGCAAGUUCCCUUCUUAGCUACUGAAGGCAUCGAAGAUUUGCACUUUGCUGAAGCCAGUCGUAAUAAAGAACGAAGAACCUGGACGCCUACAGACGAUAUUGUUCUCAUCAGCUCGUGGUUAAACAUGAGCAAAGAUGCAGUAAUAGGGAAUGAGCAAAGGUCGCUUGCAUUCUGGACAAGAAUUGAUGCGUACUACAAUGCUAGUCCUAAGGUUGCUGGCUGUGAAAAGAGAGAGGCAUCUCACUGCAAGAAUUGUUGGCAGAAGAUCAAUGACAUCGUUUGCAAGUUCUGCGAUGCAUAUGAAGCAGCUACCAGACAGAAAACAAGUGGGCAAAAUGAGAAUGAUGUCCUCAAGCUAGCACACGAAAUCUUCUUCACCAACCAUAACAAAAAGUUCACUCUAGAGCAUGCUUGGACAGAAUUGCGUAAUGACCAGAAGUGGUGCGCCUUGUCUACUGCUAAAAAAGAUGGAAGCUCCAAGAAGAGGAUGUGUGAGGAUGAUUCAGAGAUGAUGGAGCAUUCUGCUACUGAUGAUGGAGGAAAAAAGCGUCCUCAAGGUGUUAAGGCAGCAAAGAAAGGAUGCAGCAAAGAAAGGAUGUCUAAGAAGACAGUGCUUGAUGGGAAUGGCCUGUCUAAUUUUCAGACAAUGUGGGGCAUCAAGAAGCAAGAUUUAGACAUGAAAGAAAGGCUGUCCAAGAUGAAGUUAUUGGACAGUCUCAUUGCUAAACCCGAACUUCUUGCGGCUUAUGAAGAAGGUUUGAAGAAGAAACUCAUUGAUGAGUUAAUGUCUAAUUAGAGUGAAUGAAUGGAGCAUCCUUCUGUCACGGGUUGUAUUGUGCUUGUACUCUUGUCUCUUGUUUGUAUGCUAUAAUGUUUGUGCUUCUCACGGGUUGUAAUGUCACGGGUUGUAUUGUGUUUGUACUCUUGUUUCUCUGCUAUUGUACUUUUGUUAUUUUCUAUCACGGACCUAGAGUCUCGUUUGUAUGCAUGUGACUUGUAUUAUUAUUUGGUUUCACGAGACUUGUGUCAUCAAAUAUUAUAAAGUAUUCAUGCUUCUGUC
This is a messenger RNA of Brassica napus (rape), 2708 nucleotides long. Its product is annotated as glutathione S-transferase T3-like. The transcript has 2 exons. Lineage: Eukaryota; Viridiplantae; Streptophyta; Magnoliopsida; Brassicales; Brassicaceae. Bases 1575 to 2444 code for a protein of 289 amino acids. The record is from RefSeq and is a predicted model, not a curated record.